AUGUUGAAAAUAAAAUCGAAUCUGUUGCUAAAAAUAAUUCUAUUUUGGCAAGACAUAUCUGUUUCAAAUGUACUCCAAUUUGCUCCUCCGGCUUUUAUUAACGAAAAUACUGACCAAUUAUAUUAUUCAUCAACUUAUCAUCUGGAUUUUAAUUGUUUGACGCCAGUGAGGGUUUUUAAAGCAAAAGUCCGACCAAUUCAGACACAUUUAAUUAUUGAACUUUCCUCGAAUAUUUUUAAAUAUUUUCAAUCUCCUCAUUAUCCAGCUCAAUGGAUUUAUGCAAUUGGAUUGGCAAAUUCGCAGGCAGCUUCUGACAAUUUGAAUGAGGAACGCGCAUGUCUUUUAAGAAUUAUUGUCCAUGCUUUCUUUCCAUCAAUUCUAACGCUUAUUGACUCUGUUAAUGACAACAUGGAUUAUUUAAAGUUUAUUCAGAAAUGGGUGUGGAAAGAGGUUGAAGUGACAAAAUUGAAAUUUGAUGAAUUUUGUGCGCCUUUAUUUGACAACCCUCCGCUUGAGGCUUCACCAAGUGUCAGAGGUUUUAUUCAACAUGCUCGUGUCUUUUUCAAGCGUGCUUCUAUUAUACUUGAGGCUCUUGAUGCUAAAAUUUCAAAAAUCUCUGGAAAAGAAAAGAGUCGAACAAUACUCGUCCAAGGAAAAAUUGCUAAACAAAUUCGUCUUUAUUCAUCAACAAUUGCUUUUGCUCUAGUUUACAAUCUCCUUCCUGUGAAUAAAUUUAAUUCGAAGCUUUAUGAAGCUGUUAAUGAUCGUUUCUCUCAAUUUUAUGAGAAGGCACGACGGAAAGGAAAAGAACUGAAAAUUCAUUCAUUGCUUGAUGAAAUUAUUAAAUCAAAUCCAAAUGAGGAUAUUUGGCAAGGAAAAUCGGCUAAUGGGUGGUAUCCUCCUAGAGACUUUAAGUGUUUUCUGCCCAUAUUGUUGCUUUUAAAUGUGACUGAGAAAGCCAAAUUAACUAUUCUUGGAUAUUAUUGUCUUGAUUUGGAGGUUGCGUCAUCUGUUUUUGGUUCAGAAGUUCAAGCAAAAGACGGAAAUACUCCACCAUCGUCAUCAUUGAAUUUUAGAAGAUUUUCUCCAACAGAAGAAGAUAAUUCACAUCCAUAUCAAAAUAGAGAAUAUUUUUCUUUAUUUCUUUCGUUUGUUUUGCAAGAAGAUUUUUCUUUAGAAGAAAUGAACAAAAUAAAAAAUUUUUGGUUGGAAGACAAAAACCUUCUACAAUCGAAAGCUGUGGUAGCUCAACUGGAAAUUGUUCAGGAUGAUGAUCAUUUGUAUUCUAUCAAUUCACUUCAAGAUAUAAAAAAGACUCGAGAGUAUUAUCUUGCAAAAGAAUGGGGCGUUUUCCUCUUUAACAAUUUGAUGCUUGAACAUAGACGUUAUAAAUUACUUAUGGAUUUGCCUCCACUUAAAGGAAAUGAACCAGAAUUUGUUCAAAAAUGUUAUACUCAAUGUAUGGAAAUUCGUAGACAACUUCCUUCGCUAUUUAAGAAGAUUGAACCUUUGCCGACUUUUAUUAUGGAACGAUAUAAACAAAAAGGCCCGGGCAAAAUUUUAUUUCCAAUGGAUCUUCGAGAAUCUCAAAGUCAACCAAUUUUGCCCCUUCGAAUCAAACAUAGUCCUCUUGUUGAUGGUGACAAUCUUCCCAAAUUUUUUGCCAAAUCUGUUGAAGUUACGUCAGUUCUUGGAAAGAGAAGUCUAACAGGCCGUUUCUCUGUUUCUGAUGAAGAUAAUGAACAUUUUGAAGAAUUACCUUUGACUAUUGCUACACCGAGAAAACGUCAACGAUUAUUCCUAUUUGAUUCAUCAUUAGGAGGGACUGUAGCUACUCCACUGGCGGAACCUGAAAAGGAGACUGUUAAAACUUCUCCAGUAAUUUGUGAAGAUUUACAGAAAGGUUGUGUCAAUGCCAAGGAAUGGGACAGAAUCUCUAAAAUUACACAGACGCCUUUAUCUUUGCAAAGAAGUAUAAACCAAUCAAGGUUGCCAGGACGGAGUAGAAUUGGUUCGGCACGUACUGCUCUCUUCCGAGAUGAUGGGAAUAAGCUUGUGGCUCUCCAGAACGAUGGGACAUUAACUCCAAUAAAAGCAAGGGAUCAAAAUGCAGAGAUUUCUCCAGAACCAAAUAUUGUACGCGCACAACCUCCUUCAAUUCUAAAAUCUGAUAAUCGAAAAUCACGAUUGCCGUCAACCGCAAGAUCCGAGAAACCAAAAAUUCGUUUUUCUCAGUCACUCUUUACAACAGAACGUAUUCCUUCAAGAUUCGAAAAGGAAACAGAGGAGAUGAAAAAUACAUCAUUUACAAAUUUCGCCGAAUUCUCGCCGACUGACUCAUCCCCAACGUCAUCUCGAUCUGCUGGGCCUGGGACAGACACCAAAAGGGAAACCACUCCAAAAAAGAAAGCAAAGAACAAGACUCCAUCUCCCCAGAAAAUUUUAAGGCGAAGUCCACGCCGCCAUAGGUAA
Molecule: messenger RNA, 2472 nt
Organism: Meloidogyne enterolobii
Lineage: Eukaryota; Metazoa; Nematoda; Chromadorea; Rhabditida; Meloidogynidae
Source: the annotation of a GenBank genome assembly